CCUACAAAAAAAAGAACACCUCAGUCACUACACAAAAUUCCUUCAACAAUGGCAACAUUUUCAACUUCUUUAACUCCCAAAACCCUAACCCCUUUAACACUCUCCAGCCUUAAACCCUCACUUAAACUCUUCACUUCAUCAUCCCAAACAUGGGCUCCACCCCACAAACCCUUCACCACUCGCAGGGUUAUCAUGACACGGGCUGCAGUGGAAUCCGGCUACUCUGCAAAGAGAAGCAAUAGUAAUAAUGAGAACAGGGAGACAAUUAUGUUACCGGGCUGUGAUUAUAAUCAUUGGUUGAUUGUUAUGGAGUUUCCUAAAGACCCUGCUCCCACGAGGGAGCAGAUGAUUGAUACUUAUCUUAGUACUUUGUCUACUGUUCUUGGCAGUAUGGAAGAGGCAAAGAAGAACAUGUAUGCAUUUAGUACCACCACGUACACUGGAUUCCAAUGCACUGUAGACGAAGCAACCUCUGAGAAAUUUAAGGGUUUACCUGGGGUUCUUUGGGUACUACCAGACUCAUACAUAGAUGUGAAAAACAAGGAUUACGGAGGGGACAAGUACGUCAAUGGAGAGAUCAUUCCAUGCACUUAUCCCACUUAUCAACCAAAGCAGCGGAAUAAUUCGAAGUACGAGAGUAAAAGAUAUGAAAGACGAAGAGAUGGCCCACCUCCAGAACGGAGAAGACCAAGACAAGGGGCUAAUGCAUCAGAGUCAUCAUCUGGAUGAGUCAGUGGAAUGUUUCAGAUUUAGGUCCUAAAGUGAAUGGCAUUGUUUCUGGAUCUUCACCUGCGUGUUUAGUGGAUAAUCAUGCUCGAGCAAUUAUCUAGGUGUUAGAGAUCCCAUUUUUGUGGAGCUACUUCGGUCAGUUCAUAUUUCAUAUAAACAUGCAAUGUUGGAUGAGUAGCUGCACCUUGAGGAACAUUUAUUAUUGAUGUAUGAAUGUUCUAUGUACAAGGACCCGGGAGAUUUAACAAUACAUGUUACUGUAGCUGACAUUUACGCUCCGCGUUUGGUUUCCAUUUGUACCUGUUUGUUAUCUUCUCUUACUACAUGUUAAUUUUAUAUCUAGUUUAUAUGA
Molecule: messenger RNA, 1081 nt
Organism: Mercurialis annua (annual mercury)
Lineage: Eukaryota; Viridiplantae; Streptophyta; Magnoliopsida; Malpighiales; Euphorbiaceae
Product: multiple organellar RNA editing factor 9, chloroplastic
Exons: 5
Coding region: 49-729 (226 amino acids)
Biological process (GO): cytidine to uridine editing; chloroplast RNA modification
Cellular component (GO): chloroplast
Source: RefSeq, a predicted model, not a curated record